Molecule: messenger RNA, 1866 nt
Organism: Schistosoma rodhaini
Lineage: Eukaryota; Metazoa; Platyhelminthes; Trematoda; Strigeidida; Schistosomatidae
Source: the annotation of a GenBank genome assembly
GAUUUAACUGACCAAACAUUUUGUCAUUUUUAUUGUCAUUUUUUAUCAAUUAGACAUCGACAAUUUUUUCCAUUUAUAAGACUGUUCAUUCUGGAUAAUAGUAUCCCAUUAAUAGGUUAGGUUGAAAAUUGACCUUAUUUGACUUUUGAUCCGUAUACACGGUCAUAGCCUGUAUCACUUGACCUUGGAUCAUUUUUGGCCAAUAGAAUGGAGUUAUUGUUUGACUAAUCAAUAGAAAGCCUGAAAAAUUCUCAUCCCCGAUCAUAUAAGAUCGUAUUGCUGAAGGGAGUUUAAGUGAAGGGAAAAUUCAAUCUACUGGUCAUUUGUUCAUUUAGUCACUUUAAAAUGAAUAUUAGUGGUUGAACAUAUAAAUAAAUACUUGGAAUUUAAUAAGUUUGGAUCUUGUGAUGUAAACUUUGGCUUAAUAACAUACAAUUGACAACUGGAAUAAUUUAGAGAUGGAUUAAUAAAAAUGUAUAAAGACUAGGACAGUGGACUACUAUAUUUUUGCAUUCAUCGCUUCCAGCUAUGAUUAUGGAGCAUCAUGAGACUUUGUAAAUUAAAAGAAUGGAACACAAGAUUAGUACAAGUUCCGCAUCAUACAAGCUUGAGCGCAAAUGGAGCUUGGUUAAUGCCUUGGCAAGGGAAUUGGCUGAUAUAGGAGAUGAAAUUAAUGGAAGAUUUUCGUAUACUCUUGAUAGUCUAUCCUAUUCAAACGAAUUGGCCAUGAUGAAAACAUUUUCAAAUUCAAAUUCAACUGGGACAUUUAAACCUGAUUAUGUGAGUUGUAAAGUAAGUUGAUGGGGUUCAAACUGUUAAUGUCUAUUCAUCUUAUUAUGGGAGUUUAUUUAAUGUUUUGACUAUAUACUGAUUGAAAAUAUGACCCACUGAAUAAAAGUAGAACGUUUAGCUGAAUAAAUCACAGUUUAAGCAUCGAUUACCCAAUAGUUAUCAAAAUUUUUCAUUGUUUCUUUACAUUGCUCACUUUUGAUUUUAAUAAUAAAUCUAUCUAUCACAAUCCAUUUUGCCUAGAAUGUACGUUUAAUUUACCUUGGUACAAAUUGUACGGUCAAUUAUCGAUAUUUUCAUUUCACUUAACUGUGCUAGAUACAAAUAUUUCCAAAACAUGUCUUUUGAACUAAAUUCAUCAGGUUAGCUGCCCUGUUUAAAAAAUAUCUAAUUUUUCCUGAGCUGUAUGUAUUGCGGUUUGAUGAUUCAUGCAUCCAAGUGGCCCGUUUUUAAAGUAUAUUUUGUCACAUAAUAUCGCUAUAUAAAGCUGGAUUGUGAAGAUCGAAUGAUUGUAAACUAGUACUCUUAGGUUUUCAGUGGUUCUUCAGCAGGUAUAACACUAUGAAUAAAACUAGUUUCAAUGACGACCUGUCUUCACAAACCCUUUGUCUUUAUAAUUAUUUUGUAUUUCCUAGUCAAUAGGUUCUAAAUUAAGUCAAGGAAUGUAUUUGUAAAGCCGCAAAUUACAGAGUUCAGACAGUAAUGCUACUAAAUGAUCGUUGCGCAAUGUUGCCGAAUUAACUAAAACUCGAAGCAUUGACUACCAAAUUCUGACUCAGUUGUCUGAGGGAUAUCAUGCUUAAGGAGAAAAUAUGAACUUAAAGAUUCAAUCCAAAGUGAGCUAAUAGAUUUAGACUACUGAGGAUUCACAAACUAGUGCGAAACAACUGUUUAAUACUUCUGUGAUUCUGUUAUUUUGUGACAAAUAGUGAUUACGUACAACAAUAAUUAAUUUUGAAAAUGUUUUCAUUUACUCACCCUUUUUCUUCGUACAACUGUAAACAAUGGAUAUUUCAUAUCAGAAGUUUUGUGGAAAUUUAGUAUUUUCAUAGAUGAAAGCGUGAGUCAAUUGAAGCU